AUGCCAAAAAUGCCAAAAAUGCCAAUGCCAAUGCCAAUGACGCCAGAGACGCCAACGCUGCCAAUGCAGCAGACACAGCGUCAAGGGCCACAGAAAAACACUUCAGUACCUACAGUUGGCACGCUUCCAAUCACUCGCAAGAUUCCACCAUUCGCCAUCCACCCAACCACUUUGCCGACACGCUUCACCCUGCCCCUGAAUUCCACUCCACUGCGGGCACAUCGACAGAAAACCUUCCCCGCAAGGAGCUCUCAGCAAAAGCCAGCGAGCGCACAUUGGUGGACGAUCUGCUUCUGUGGCUUGUCCAGGCGUCUAUGGCUCCUAGCACGUGGGACGACGGCGAAAACUGGAUGGCGCCGCCGGCGGUAUUGGCCAAAGUGCGUGCUCCCGCUCGUGCUCGGAGCUUGGACACUUUCCCUGUGCCGCGCCGCAGCAUCGACGCUGGCGCCCCAAGCUUAG
Molecule: messenger RNA, 459 nt
Organism: Clavispora lusitaniae ATCC 42720
Lineage: Eukaryota; Fungi; Ascomycota; Pichiomycetes; Serinales; Metschnikowiaceae
Source: RefSeq, a predicted model, not a curated record